AUGCCGACAAGUCAAUUUACAGUAGAAGAAAAAUACACCUAUCUGAAUGGAUUGGGCUCUUAUCAUGAAACCGAGGCGGUUGAAGGCGCUCUCCCCGUAGGGCAGAACUCUCCUCAAAAAGUUGGACUUGGCCUCUAUGCGGAGAAGCUCUCUGGCACCGCUUUCACAGCUCCUCGCAACGAAAAUCAGCAGACCUGGCUCUACCGCAUUCUCCCAUCUGCCGCCCAGAGAGCCUUCCGGCCGUCAGCGGCUGAGCUCUCUGGAUACCCGGCAAAUGGCAAACCGGAUUAUAUCCAAGUCCCAAACCAACUACGCUGGCGGCCAUUCGAAGCCAGCGAGGACCUCGAUUUCACUUCCGGCCUUCGGCUUGUCGCCGGCUCGGGAGAUCCGACUACCAAGACAGGUCUGGCAAUUUACAUUUACGGUGCGGGAAAGCACAUGCCGCCUAAACAGGCCUUCUACUCGGCCGAUGGCGACUUUUUAAUUGUCGCCCAACAGGGCACACUUGACAUUCAGACUGAACUUGGCAGGCUUCUCGUUCGCCCCGGGGAGAUCGCGGUGAUCCCGAGAGGAAUUCGAUAUCGCGUAGACCUGCCCGAAGGGCCAAGUCGAGGAUACGUUCUUGAGCUCUUCCAGGGCCACUUUCAGCUUCCCGAGCUCGGCCCGAUCGGAUCCAAUGGUCUGGCGAAUGCACGCGAUUUUCAGGCACCUGUCGCGGCUUAUGAGGACGAUCAGUCGGAUUGGGUCAUCACGGUCAAAUUUGGCGGGCGACUUUUCGAUGCGGCGCAGGAUCACAGUCCUUUCGAUGUAGUAGCGUGGCACGGCAACUACUACCCGUACAAGUAUGAUCUUGGCCGGUUCAAUACCAUCGGAAGUAUCAGCUACGAUCACCCCGACCCUAGUAUCUUUACCGUCCUUACGGCACCGAGUCCUAUUGUAGGCACUGCAGUGGCGGACUUUGUCAUCUUCCCGCCCCGCUGGCUUGUAGCCGAAGGCACUUUCCGUCCGCCGUGGUAUCAUCGCAAUACCAUGUCGGAGUUCAUGGGAUUAAUCGCCGGUGAUUACGAUGCCAAAGCCGGCGGGCAAGAUGGCUUCCAGCCCGGCGGCGCCUCUCUCCACAACGUCAUGGCUGCACACGGGCCGGAUGAGGGGACGUUCGAAGCAGCCAGCAACGCUGAGUUGGCUCCACAAAAGGUGGGAGCGGGCAGCAUGGCGUUCAUGUUUGAGAGCUCCCUGAUGCUGGGUGUCACAGAUUGGUCCUUGGUCCGUUGUCAGCGCGUCCAGGAGGAGAAGCGGCCAGAAGGAGAAUCACGGGGUAGUCCGCCACGACCGACAGCGCCUUCGGACGCCAUCAGCACUACACAGGUUGCGCAAGAAGCCAAGUCUCCCUCGGUGAAUAACGACUCCGGAUUCACGCCGCCGGGGAGCUCGAACUAUUUCUUCAACCUCGCCGAGGAACUCCAUGUGAGCUCAGAGUCGACCACUGUGGCUGCCCAGACGCCGCGACGAAGCCACCCCCCGAGCUUUGUCAAAAUCUUGCGAAAAGUGCACGACUGGAGAUUAGACAAUGGUACCGGAGAUCUGGCACGCUUCAUUGGGUUACAGUCAUGCCUUAACAUCCUCAAGGUAUAUGGGGAGGAAGUUGGCGUGCAAUACCCCUUUCUAGAUCUUGAUACCAUUCGGGAUGACCUUAAAGCUGUUUCCCAGGAUGCCACUCUGGAUCCUAGUCCCAUGAUCGGUCACCGAGAGCAUAUUUUGAACCUACUGCUCGCCAUACUAGCUGUUCUUGAGGAUUUGAGUAUCAGCGAGCUUACCGAUGCGUUUACGCAAAAGUCAAGGCAGCACGCAACGUGCAAGUCUCAGAUGGAGACUGUUGAUGAAGACACUAUCCAAUUACUCAUGCUGAUUAGCAUAUACUACUUCAUGACGGAUCGGGAGUCUCUUGCGUGGAGGUGUAUCGGCGGUGUCCUCAGGAUACUCCAGGAGCUCGGCUAUCAUAAUUCAAAUUCUCUCCACCGAUUCAACACUGCCCAAGAGCGGACUAGAGCGGAGAAAAUUCUGUGGUCGGCGUAUAUAUUGGACCGACGGUGGAGCUUCGGUACAGGCCUCCCUUUUGCCAUUUCCGAGUCCGAUAUCGAUCACGAUGUGGAUACUUGGGAUGACUCUCUUUGUUCUGCAUACGUUAGAGCCAUGGUCGCUUAUUGUCGAAUAGCAACCGAGUGCCGAUCCUCUAUUCUUGGCCAGGGCUCAUCGAGCACGGCCCGGGAUUUCUCUGACUUCAGGGUCGUGGAGUGGAGACGUAAUUUACCCUAUUUCCUCCGGUUCAACGGCAACCGCGCCGAGUUUAAUCCCGCGACGGAGCCACGUAGCCAGUAUCGGCUCCGGCUCCUGCUCUAUCUUCGGGCCAACCAAAUGAGGAUUGUGAUACGGCGACACUCGGCUUUCCAAUCCGGACCUCGCGAUGUAGAUACCUCAAGCAUGCAGACCGUCAUCGAGGUCGCUUGCGACACCAUCCGAGUUUUGGUUACGAUGGCCCGAACUUCUGAUGUCUAUCAGGCCCAACAGAAGACAUUUAAUCACUUCCUCGAGUCAGCUCUUUCAUCGAUCCUGCUUUUUGUUGGACAUAGGAAGGACGCUAGCGAGCCAUCCUGCUCCGAGGAGCUUCAUAUGGCAAUGGGAUUGGUGAGGGGCCUUGCAGCCAAAUCUUGGAUGAUGCGGAAGCUUUGCGACAAGCUGGAGAAAUUAAAGGUUGUCCAAGCCGCUCUUAACUCAAGAACACAAAGGAGCACCGCUUUUACCGCCUCGGACUCUUCCUCCCCAAAGGAGAGUAGAGGAAACCAACCUGCCGUGGAUCGCCGAGAGUCCGCCAGCGAUAUGGAUGUGCAUAAUAUGACAGCCGGCUCGCGUAGUGACGAGGUGGACCCGUUGCCAACAGCAGCAUUCACGCCUGUUUCGGACAGCUUAUCCACUUCACGGCAUGGUGAUUCGGAGACCAUACAGUUCGCAGGCAGGGAUGAUGACAUCAAUUUACUGGAUAUAGACCCAGAACCCACGUAUACCGCAGUUAUGAGGACGCCUCAGUCAGGCCGAGCAGAGCUGGCUCCUAUGACUAACGACAGUGGAUUCCAACGUAUUACAGAGGCUUCUUAUCCGUCCCAGCCGCCGUUGACUAUGGAAUCCUCACCUUCGUUUGGCGAGUCGGGUGUGAUUGUUAGGAGUGCCGCAAAAGACCAAGUUGGGAACCUAGACACAUUUCCAUACAUUUUCUUCGCGGACAUGCAAGACUUUCUAAACGUUCAGGAUAACAUCUUUACUUUCUAA
This is a messenger RNA of Scedosporium apiospermum, 3321 nucleotides long. RefSeq names its product Homogentisate 1,2-dioxygenase. Gene Ontology annotation, biological process: DNA-templated transcription; L-phenylalanine catabolic process. The record is from RefSeq and is a predicted model, not a curated record. The transcript has 5 exons. Gene Ontology annotation, molecular function: homogentisate 1,2-dioxygenase activity; DNA binding; zinc ion binding. The coding region runs from base 1 to 3321 and encodes 1106 amino acids. Lineage: Eukaryota; Fungi; Ascomycota; Sordariomycetes; Microascales; Microascaceae. Gene Ontology annotation, cellular component: cytoplasm.